This is a messenger RNA of Cyprinus carpio (common carp), 2217 nucleotides long. RefSeq names its product melanocyte protein PMEL-like. The transcript has 11 exons. Gene Ontology annotation, cellular component: melanosome. Gene Ontology annotation, biological process: melanosome organization. NCBI's taxonomy places the organism in Eukaryota, Metazoa, Chordata, Actinopteri, Cypriniformes, Cyprinidae. The record is from RefSeq and is a predicted model, not a curated record. The coding region runs from base 23 to 2005 and encodes 660 amino acids.
GGACAAGUCUGUAUAAAGAGUGAUGCCUCUGAGACUGAAAUUCGUUAAGGUCCCAACAACAAGUGACGCAAUGAAGCUACUUUCAAGAAUCCUAAUAAUGACCUGUUUGUCUGUGGCCUUAACAAUACAAGUUGACAGAAGCGACUCAAAAUCAAGAUUCAAUCAACAUCAGACAUGGAAUACAAAACAGUUCCCAGUGUGGAAAGAUGGAGACCCACGCUACAAAAACAGCUGGACAGGUGGACAACUGAAGUUUGAAGUGGGAAAUGAUGCACCCACCUUGACCGGUGCCAAAAUCACCUUCACCAUUGACAUUGUGUUCCCUCACAACCAGAAGGUCUUGCCAGAUGGACAAGUUGUUUGGGCAAAAAACUGCACAAUCAAUGGCACACAGUUCCAUGUGGGUGAGCCUGUCUAUCCUGAGGAGAACUCUGUAGAUGAAUGGAACGCUGUGUUCCCUGAUGUUCCUCUCUUUUCUAGACAAGGGGACAAGCAACCUCCCUAUGUGUUUGUAUGGAAAACAUGGGGUAAAUACUGGCAGGUGUGCGACGGGCCUUCCUCAUCACUGACAAUUGGCACUGAUGAUGUUCCUCUUGGCUCUUACAUGAUGGAUGUUGUCAUUUAUCACUACAGGCAAAAAGAUAAAUUCAUCCCUAUUGGAUAUGCAUCCACACAGUUCAGUAUCACCAACCAGAUUCCCUUUGCGGUUUCCCUGAUGCAGGUGAAUGACAAAGAUGAAGGCGAUCGUAAAUUCAUCCAGAACAGAGCAGUGGCCUUCAGCAUCACCCUUCAUGACCCCAGCCAAUACUUGAGCCAAUCAGAUGUGACUUUUAACUGGAACUUCGGGGAUGGCAGUGGCACUGUAAUCUCCAGGGAACUUACCGUCACACAUACUUACACUGCAGCUGGAGCUUUCAAGCCCCAAGUUGUCAUACAAGCAGCUAUUCCGGAUUCAUCUUGUGCCACUCCACCAAACCUUCCCACUGAGGCCCGUCCCACCACCAACACCCUCACCUCUGAGAGCCCCAUCCACCCUUCUGAACACAUCACUGCAGAUCUUGCUACCAGUCAGUCUUCAGCUCCCAUUCAGAAAUCCACGCCUGCAUCUACAAUGAAAACUAUUCCACCCACACCUACAAAUGGAGUUCAGACAGGAUCCAGCCUUGAGAAGGUCUUUGAUCUUAGAUCUGCAUCUGAGAUGUCUGAAGCUUUGAAUACUGCGACAAAGACAACACUGGAGGCAACUGCCUCUGACAUGGAGGUGAUGAUGGAGGAAGACUACACUGAAAGCCAGGCCUAUGUAUCAAUAAUAAAGCGUCAGGCUCCAAACACAAAUGACUGUAUGAUUUACCGCUAUGGAUCCUUCUCAACUGAUAUUGAGAUUAUUGAGGCCAUAGAGAGUGUGCAGAUCGUCCAGGUCACUGUAGCUGAUGAUUUUCUGCUAACACAGAUGGAGCAGAUUGCUGUUGAUUUCACUGUUUCCUGCCAAGGAAGGUCUGGCAAAACAUAUAGCUGGAACUACAAAAUACAGCCUGACGGAGAAUUCACAACCUUGCCUCUUUCCAGCCUUCCUACUGAAGUGUGCACUGAAAUAUCGGAUGCAGACUGCCAUGUGCCAGUAACGACCAUCUGCAAUGCUGUGAGCCCCUCCUCAGACUGUCAACUCAUCCUCCGACACUUCUUCAAUGACUCUGGGAUCUUCUGUGUCAAUGUAUCCAUGAUAAAUGAUGUCAGUCUGGCUGCCACAAAUGCCAGGGUUAAUAUUAACAUAGCAGGUUCCAGGUUGACAUAUGCAGGUGCCGCUGCCCUGUUGUUGGGCAUCAUGACUGUCGUAUCAGCAAUGGGUGCUGUGGUUUUUGCAUAUAAACGUCUUAAAGGGUAUCAAAGGCUGACUGAGGAUACUGCUACAUGCCAAUCCAAAGACACUAGUGUGAGCUCAAUGCCAGUGCCCUUCUGGAGCCUGAUGUAUCAGCAGGGAGUGGAUCAGAAAAAAGGAGUGGUGUGAAUUUUGUUCAAAAUUCAAAUUUAAAGUAAUGUUACAUCAGCACUAUUUUGAAUAGCGUAAAAGCAUUAAAAAAAAGUUUUUGUAUUCUUUUACACACAUAUUUGACCCCAAAUCCUUUUUCUACAAAGGCAUGUUUUACAUUACAUUAAAUUUAUUGCCUUAAAUUUGAAUUUAAAGAGAACAUUUUUGCCAACAAGCAUUUUUAAAGAAAU